AUGGUGGCUGCACCUGUAAUAAUAGAAGAAGGGAUCUCAAAGGCCCUGAUUCCGGAGCUGCCGGGCAUUACAGGCACAGAUAAAGACAGGCAACCUUCACUUGGUGAAGAAGAUGGAGAAGAGGAAGAUGAUGGCACAGAUGAGAAGAAAGGGGCUUUGGAAAUCUCAAAGAAAGGAAGGAGACGGAAGAAGAAGAGAGAAAAGGUCUUCCCAGAUUGGAAAGAAUGUAUGCAAGAGAAGGAAUUUAAUUUGAUUGUAGCCCAGGAAAAGAAGCAGAUCUAUGACAAUGUAAAAGAUGCCCUCCAGAACAGGAAGAGCCUCCGUUACACCAGUGGCAGGGUUCAGCCUCUCAUAGAGCCGUCUCCACAUGUGAGGAAAUCCAAGGGCGGUGUGCUGAAAGAGGAAAUCAUACCCCAAGGUUCUCAAGCAGGCAAAAGUACAGGAUGGAAACAGUUUACUCUGGGAAUUGGACUCCUCAAUGAAUAGUGAACUGUUCUUGGUUAUAUUUAUUGUUUCUUUUAAGGAUUUCUUUUAAUUUUAUUUUGAAUUGUUCACAUGGUUGUUUAAAACAAUUCAGAUUAAGAAGAACACGUGUAUGGAAACCUGAAAAAAGUAUUUGUAUGAUUUUUAAAACAAUUCUGGCAUGAGGUAAUUCUGGCAAGAAGAUAUAUUACAUGCAUUCUGAUGACUGGCUAUAGGUAUAGUAGUAAUCUAGCCUGCAAGUUGCCUAUUUUUACAGCUGAAAUUUAAUAUUCAUACAUGAGUAGCCAGUCUCCCAUGAACUUUAAUGUCCACCUUCCAAACUUGCCCUUCUUAUUGUCUAAGUGAUGGUGCUACAUGUGUGAUAGAAUAAUUGUACAGUGCCAAUAGCAAUGUUAAUUUUUGAAUAAAUAUAUAAAUACUUUGAUUCA
Molecule: messenger RNA, 911 nt
Organism: Lingula anatina
Lineage: Eukaryota; Metazoa; Brachiopoda; Lingulata; Lingulida; Lingulidae
Product: tetratricopeptide repeat protein 16
Molecular function (GO): protein binding
Source: RefSeq, a predicted model, not a curated record